Molecule: messenger RNA, 1437 nt
Organism: Microsporum canis CBS 113480
Lineage: Eukaryota; Fungi; Ascomycota; Eurotiomycetes; Onygenales; Arthrodermataceae
Product: serine/threonine protein phosphatase PPT1
Exons: 6
Coding region: 1-1437 (478 amino acids)
Cellular component (GO): cytosol; nucleus
Molecular function (GO): protein binding; protein serine/threonine phosphatase activity
Source: RefSeq, a predicted model, not a curated record
AUGUCUCAAUCUGAUAUCGAGGCUGCUACAGCCCUCAAGCUACAAGGCAACCAGUCCUUUGCACAACAUGACUGGCCUGCAGCCCUGGAUUUCUAUACUCGUGCCAUCGAGCUGUAUGAUAAAGAGCCGUCAUUCUACUGUAACAGAGCACAGGUAAAUGUUAAGUUGGAAGCGUUUGGAUUUGCAAUUGCAGAUGCAACCAAAGCUAUCGAGCUAGAUCCUACAUACGUCAAGGCCUACUGGCGCCGAGCAGUUGCCAACACUGCGAUCCUCAACUCCCGUGCAGCCCUCAAAGACUUCAAGACGGUGGUGAAAAAGGCCCCACACGACCGUGAUGCAAAGCUCAAGCUAGCAGAGUGCGAAAAGCUCGUACGGCGCAUCGAAUUCGAGAAAGCUAUCGAGGUCGCGGAUCCUCCGUCAGCGUUCGAGGGACUGAAUAUUGAAUCAAUGGUCGUGGAUGAUAAUUACGAUGGUGUACGACUAGGAGAUGAAAUGACCCAGGAGUUUAUCGAUGAUAUGAUUAAACGAUUCAAAAAUGGGAAGCAGAUACAUAAGAAGUAUGCCUUCCAGAUAGUGAAGGCGGUGCGAGAUAUUGCAUACAAUGAGCCUACCAUGGUUGAGACUGGCGUUAAUGAGGGCUCUAAAUUGACUGUCUGCGGCGAUACACAUGGCCAAUUUUUCGAUCUCCUCGAAAUAUUCCGCCUUAACGGCUUCCCCUCCGAUACACAUUCUUAUCUCUUCAACGGUGAUUUCGUUGAUCGUGGCAGCUGGUCCUGUGAAAUCGCCCUUCUUCUCUACGCCUACAAAUGGAUGCGCCCCAACUCCUUCUUCCUCAACCGUGGCAACCACGAAACCGAUGACAUGAACCGCGCAUACGGCUUUGAGGGUGAAUGCAAAGCCAAAUAUUCCGAACGGCUAUUUAAAGUCUUCUCCGAAUCCUUCAGUGCACUCGCCCUUGCAACACUGAUAGGAGAGAAAUACCUUGUUCUCCAUGGUGGUCUAUUUUCUGACGACAAUAUCUCUCUAGCCGAUAUCAGAGCACUGAACAGACACAAUCAGCGCCAGCCGGGCCAAUCAGGCUUGAUGAUGGAAAUGCUCUGGACUGACCCGCAGGUAGAACCUGGCAGGGGUCCUAGUAAGAGAGGCGUCGGUAUGCAGUUUGGUCCUGACGUCACGAAGCGGUUCUGCGAGAAGAACGGCCUUGAAGCUAUCAUUCGAAGUCAUGAGGUCCGCAUGGAAGGUUAUGAAGUUGAACACGAUGGAAGAUGUAUUACUGUCUUCUCUGCGCCUAAAUACUGCGAUAGCACAGACAACAAGGGUGCAUAUAUCAACAUUGGGCCGGAGCUGAAACUUGAUUUCCACAAGUUCGACGCCGUUCCACAUCCUGAUAUCAAGCCAAUGGCCUAUGCCAACAACUCGAUCAUGUCGCUCAUGUAA